CUCACAGUAAAAAAAGAAAACAUGGCAGCUCUCAGGCUAGCAUGUUCAGGCUUACAUGCCCUCUAUUCGACCGUUCACGCUCCAAAUCAGGCCCUGAGAAGCUGCUGGGGGGCCGUGGAGCAGGUGAGGGGUUACUAUGUUAACUGGAGGAUGCUCAGGGACGUGAAGAGAAGACAGAUGGCCUUUGACUAUGCUGAUGAGAGGUUACGGAUCAACGCACUGAGGAAGAACACCAUCCUGCCUAAAGAGCUUCAGGAGGUGGCAGAUAAAGAAAUUGCAGAACUGCCCAGAGACAGCUGCCCUGUAAGAAUACGCAACAGGUGCGUGAUGACUUCCCGACCCCGAGGAGUGAAGCGGAGGUGGCGACUGAGCCGUAUUGUUUUCCGUCAUCUAGCUGAUCACAGCCAAAUGUCAGGGAUUCAGAGGGCAAGAUGGUGACUCUGUAGGCAUUGGACAAUUCAUUCACUUUGGAACAUGAUGAAAAAAACAAAUGGUGAUGAGAUUAUAACCAGCCAAACAUCAGCAUUCGAUACUGUCUGGAAACUCAACAGGUAUUCUAUUCACUACAAUGAAACAUCAUCCUCAACAGCUUGACAGUUGAAAAUAAAUCCACUGAAUAACUGCAGCAAGUUGUCGGUAUAUUGUAUAUACUGAAGAAGACGUACAUUUGUCCCUUCCAUCGACUGGUUUUCCAUGUUUCCAUAUGGUUCGUCUAAGCAUGAAAAUUAUCAAAUUUGUUGAAUUUUAACAGAAAAUUAUCUUACUUCUCAAAUGAACAAAUGUCCAAUAAUGUACCCAGAAAAGAUGAAUAAAUAUUGUUGCACAUUACAAACUA
Molecule: messenger RNA, 835 nt
Organism: Solea solea (common sole)
Lineage: Eukaryota; Metazoa; Chordata; Actinopteri; Pleuronectiformes; Soleidae
Gene: mrps14
Product: mitochondrial ribosomal protein S14
Exons: 3
Coding region: 22-438 (138 amino acids)
Biological process (GO): translation
Cellular component (GO): mitochondrial small ribosomal subunit; ribosome
Molecular function (GO): structural constituent of ribosome
Source: RefSeq, a predicted model, not a curated record